AUGACUGAAAACGUCAACUACGAACGACAAUACGACAACGACGACGACAGAUUAAGCUCACUUCCCGACGCCAUCAUCACCGUCAUACUCUCUCUCCUCCCAAUCGACACCUCCGCCGCCACCUCCGUCUUAUCCCACCGUUGGCGCCGCCUCUGGACCGCCGUCACUAGCCUCGAAUUUCACGCAGAUGGUUCCACCUUCACCACCACCGCCGACCACAUCUUAGCUCAGCUUACGGCUCCGACACUCCGCGUUUUCCACCUUUCUCUCACUUCGCCGUCCGAAUUGCCGGAAUCCGAUUCGCUUGAAUCGAGUUUCCGUGAAGUUUGUCGCCGGAAUGUGGAGAGUGUUUUUAUUGAUGUAAGAUGUUCGUUUUAUGAAGAAUUCUUUUAUGUUCCUGUUUGUUUGUUUAAUUCUGUUGUGAUUUUGGAUUUGGAAUUGGUUGGUAAGCUUAAAUUUGAUUUUGCUGAUGACGAAAUUGGAGGUGUUGUACUUCCAAAUUUGAGGAAAUUGAGUUUGAAUUAUCUUCUUGAUGUUCCGUUUUGGUUGGGGAAUUUAAUUAGGUGUUGUCAAAAAUUGGAGGAUUUAGAUUUGGUGUUUAAAUUGGAUGUUGUUGAGUCUGAAAUUGCGGAUUCUGUGAAUAUUUGUGCUCUUAAUUUGAAGUUGUUGAAGAUUGAUUUGGAGUUUGUUGGUCAGACACAGCAUAUUAAUAUAUCUAUUGAUGCGCCUCAAUUGGAGUAUCUUAAUUUGCGUGAUUGUACUUCGUUUUAUGAUUUCGUUCGGAGCCCAACUAGAUUGGUUAGAACAUGUAUUGAUUUGAUUAAGGAGGAGCGGUAUCUUGAGGAUGAAGAUGAUAUGGAUUGGUUGCCUAGUGGCGAUUAUCUUCGCCACAUGUCUAAGUUUAUUGGAGGGAUGUGUAGUGUUAGUAGCCUUGAUUUAAAGCUUGACAGUGAUACCAAUAUAUUUACUCACCUUAGCUCUGUGGGUAAUGGGUUUCUACCAGUAUUCCGAAAUCUAACCAAUUUCGAAAUGACCUUGGAUGGUAUCGGGCUAAAUGGUUGGAAGGAUUUGAUACUUUCGCUGCAAUGCUUUCCUAACUUAAAGCAUCUUGAGGUUAACAUGGAAGGUGAUCCCCCAAUGGAUCUUAAUCAUUGGUCUGAACCAGGUUCCGUGCCUGAUUGUUUGGUAAGUAAGAUGAAGACUAUACAGAUAAGGGGGCUUAUUGGAAUUGAUGAUGACCUCAAGUUGUUGGCAUACAUUCUGAGUAACGCAGUUGUUUUGAAUGAGCUUUGCUUAGAUGUUUGUAUGAGGGAUGACUCUAAUGAUUUACUAUGGAAGGAACGUAAGUUCUGUAUGUCCUUGUUCAAGCUCCCUAGGAAGUCAUCAACUUGUGAGAUUGUGUUCUCGGGAAGGUCUGCCACAACAUCAAGUAGUGCCUUUGAAGAUGAAUACCUUACAUGUCAAAUGUAUUUGGCCGAUUGA
Molecule: messenger RNA, 1482 nt
Organism: Chenopodium quinoa (quinoa)
Lineage: Eukaryota; Viridiplantae; Streptophyta; Magnoliopsida; Caryophyllales; Amaranthaceae
Product: F-box/FBD/LRR-repeat protein At5g22660-like
Exons: 1
Coding region: 1-1482 (493 amino acids)
Molecular function (GO): protein binding
Source: RefSeq, a predicted model, not a curated record